Molecule: messenger RNA, 1554 nt
Organism: Phragmites australis (common reed)
Lineage: Eukaryota; Viridiplantae; Streptophyta; Magnoliopsida; Poales; Poaceae
Product: RNA-binding protein CP33, chloroplastic-like
Exons: 4
Coding region: 292-1296 (334 amino acids)
Cellular component (GO): cytosol
Molecular function (GO): mRNA binding
Source: RefSeq, a predicted model, not a curated record
GAUAGCGAGGUGUCGGUGGGGUUCGGGAGCUGCGCUUGGCCGCGGCGGUGCUUCUUUUGAGUGAGUAGCGGUGCCGCUUGGGGAGGAAGAAGAAGACGGCGUCCCGCCGCCGCGGAAGGAACACGUCGAGUUGGUGUUGAUCCCCGAGAGGGGCUGAUUCCUUGUGGGCCGUGGGCUCUAGGCCCAACGGCCCAAUAGGCAGCGGAUAAGGAGAAAUUUAUCGGCGGCGAGAGGCUGCCCCACCUCACUCGCCAGCUCCGACGCCUUGCUUCUCCCGCCUCCUCCCCGGCCAUGGCCGCCGUCGCCGCCACCUUUCGCUCUCUGCUCCAGCCCGCGGCUAAUGGUGUCCCCGUACCGCUUCCUAGCGUCCGCUUCCAGAGCCUGCAGCGCCACCGUGUCGGCCUCCACCUCUUCGCGUCCCCUCGAGGCCGCUCCAUUCUGCCUCCACCCUCCGCCGCUGCCGGCGAAGCCUUCUCUUCCGACGGAGAAGAUUACGCUAACGAAGACGAGGAGUACUUUGAAGAAGAGGACGAUCCGGAAGAGGAGGUCGAGGCCCCGCGCGCGUACUCUUCUCCGAGAAGCCAGCCGCCGCGCGGCCAAGAGCCCGGCCGGCUCUUCGUCGGUAACCUGCCCUACUCCUUUACCUCGGACGAGCUCUCCCAGGCCUUCUCCGAGGCCGGAAGGGUCGACGACGCGCAGAUAAUCUAUGACAAGGUCACCAACCGAAGCCGCGGCUUCGCCUUCGUCACCAUGGCCACCGCCGAGGAGGCCGCCAAGGGCAUCCAGAUGUUCGAUGGCGCCCUGCUGGGAGGGAGGACGGCAAGGGUCAACUACCCGGAGGUGCCGCGGGGCGGGGCGAGCAAAUCGGUCACAAUGGGUGGCCGCAGGCGUGACGAUGGCACGCACAAGAUUUACGCCGGCAACUUGGGGUGGGGAGUGCGUGCCGACGUGCUGAGGGCGGUGUUCGAGGGGCAGCCUGGCUUGCUUGACGCCAGGGUCAUCUUCGAGCGUGAGACCAGCCGGUCCAGGGGCUUCGGCUUCGUCUCUUUCAGGACUGCAGAGGACGCACAGGCGGCAUUGGAGGCUUUGGAUGGAGUGGAGCUGGAAGGGAGGCCACUUCGACUUAGCCUGGCGGAACAAAACCCACCAGCUGGUUCUCCGCCUAGUGGGGUGCAGGCACAGCAGGAAGAAACUGCUUCAGACACAUCUGAUACGGAGACGGAAGCAGCCAACAGUUCAGAAUCAUCUGAAGCAGAUUUGGAAGAGAGCAACUUACAGACAACAGCAGCAUCUUAGUGACUUAGAGCCAGGAGUUAUAUGAUGUCCUGUACUGAUUCACAAAUUCAGCCAUUCCAAUCCAAGUUGUAUCGGUUUGAGUGAAAAUUUUGACACAAGUGAUGCUAAAGUGAGGAUUCAGCUAUAGAUAUUAGAAUAUGUUACAUAUCUGGAUACUGCAAUUAUUGUGUAAUGUAUUCUGCAAAAAUAUGUUGAUCUAAAGUGCAACCGUGUAGCCCUUUGCUUCCUGUAAAAUGAUUCAGUUCAAAUGUUUCGUUC